Messenger RNA from Aureobasidium melanogenum CBS 110374, 996 nucleotides. Its product is annotated as DUF947-domain-containing protein. NCBI's taxonomy places the organism in Eukaryota, Fungi, Ascomycota, Dothideomycetes, Dothideales, Saccotheciaceae. The transcript has a single exon. Bases 1 to 996 code for a protein of 331 amino acids. Gene Ontology annotation, biological process: maturation of SSU-rRNA from tricistronic rRNA transcript (SSU-rRNA, 5.8S rRNA, LSU-rRNA). The record is from RefSeq and is a predicted model, not a curated record. Gene Ontology annotation, cellular component: nucleolus; 90S preribosome.
AUGCCUCUACCGCUCGGGAAACCCGUCAAAUCGCGCGCCGAUGUCUCCGACGACGAAGAUGGCUACGAAGAGUACUCGGGAGACGAUUCAUCUGCAUCCAUCAUCGAGACUGGCGGCGAUGAAGUUGACAUUCUGAGCUCUUCCGAUGACGAUGCAGACGAAGAUGUGAAGGACAAGCUGAACAACAUCUCGUUCGGAACAUUAUCGAGAGCGCAGGAGUCUAUAUCCAAGAAGCGCAAGAGAGCUUCAGAUGACGAUGACGAGAAAGAGGACAAGCUAGAGGCUCUCCGCGCCCGUCUACGAGAAUUGAGAGAAUCUAAAGGCGUUGAUCCUGCUCCCAAGAAGAACAAGAAAGAAGCAGUCAAAUCUACCACCAAACCCGCUGCAAAGAAGUCACGGACAACAAAGGACGCCAGCGACGAUAGCGCUUCAGAUGCCAGCGAUAGCGACUCGGACGACGAUGGUCCUCCCCAAGCCCGUAGCUCUAAACACGCCCCCAUGGCACAAGCAUCCAACAGACAAGUCACCCGCAAACGCCAGGUCAUUGAUGUGCCCAAGCGACAAGUCCGUGAUCCUCGUUUCGGCCCAUUAGGCCGCCCUGUAGACGAUGCCGCCCUGGCAAAGAAGUACUCUUUCAUCAACGAAUACCAGGAUUCAGAAAUGGCCGAGCUUAAGGCUGCCAUCAAGAAAUCCAAGAACGAAGACGACAAGGCAGUGCUCAAGCGCAAAUUGCUUAGCAUGGAGAGCAAGAAGAAGGCACGCGAGAACAAAGAAAGAGAACAGGAAGUAAUACGCGAGCACCGCAAGAAGGAGAAGGAAGCCAUCGCACAGGGCAAGAACCCCUUCUACCUGAAGAAGUCGGAACAGAAGAAGCAGGCCUUGGUCAACAAGUUCGACAGCAUGAAGUCCAAGGACAGAGAAAGACUCAUCGAGAGACGCAGAAAGAAGGUCUCGCAAAAGGAGAAGAAGAACAUGCCUGCCCCCAGACGCAUGUAA